CCAAACAGACUAUAAUGUUGGCCUUGACUUCAGUUGACUUUGUCUUUAUUGUAGCAUUUCUUUCGUUGGCAUAUAAGUACUUCAGUUGUGCUUCAAGUUCUAACAGUUCAACUAGAACAAUCUCUUAACCCUCUCUCAAACUCCUUCAGAAUCCCCCUUUCCCAGUUCCCAACUUCAUUUCAAAUCAAUAUGAAGAAAAUUGUGCUAAAGUUGGAAAUCCAUGACGACAAAACCAAGAAAAAGGCCAUGAGGGCAGUAUCUGGUAUUUCAGGGGUGGAGACAGUCUCAGUGGACAUGAAUGACCUGAAAAUGACUAUAAUUGGGAAUGUUGAUGCUGUAAUAGUAGUUGGCAAGCUUAGAAAAUGUUGUGAUCAUGCUGAUAUACUAUCAGUUGGACCAGCCAAAGAGGAGAAGAAAGAGGAACCAAAGAAAGAUGAGAAGAAGCCAGAAGACAAGAAAGAUCCAAAGGAGGAAUAUGCUGAACUUCUGAACGCCUUUUAUAAUCAGACCAGACAGCAGCAAUACCCCCCUUAUUAUCACAGAACAGUGGAAGAGGAUCCAACUAGCUGUGUUAUUUGCUAAGUAUUGGAAUAUCAUAUGGAGUUUGAAAUGAUGGAUAAUAAAAUGAGAUCAAGAAAAGAUGGUGGCUGCAUGGAGUUGAAGAAGAAUUAUGUUUCUUUUGGAGUUCCCUUUUUCCUUCUUUUCUUUCUUAUGUUUUGGUCUUUCAGGCUUUCCUCUUGUUUUAGUUCAUAAAAGAAAAGAAAAAAAAAGGAGUCUAAAACUGAGAUAUAUAAUAUGUAAAUUAUUUUGUGGUGUAGUACAAUCAAUGUAUUCAAAUUUCUGGCAGUGAGAAAUUGGUUUUAUUAAAUUCAGGUGUUCAAUUCUUA
This is a messenger RNA of Glycine soja, 887 nucleotides long. RefSeq names its product heavy metal-associated isoprenylated plant protein 39-like. The coding region runs from base 190 to 582 and encodes 130 amino acids. Lineage: Eukaryota; Viridiplantae; Streptophyta; Magnoliopsida; Fabales; Fabaceae. The transcript has 3 exons. Gene Ontology annotation, molecular function: metal ion binding. The record is from RefSeq and is a predicted model, not a curated record.